AUGGGCAGUCCGGCCGCCCUGUCCGUCGCCUCGUCCGGGAUGAGGCAUCACCAGAGGUUGAGCGAAAAGUACCAGAAUCACAAGGAGCUCAACUCGCAGGCAUCUCGAAUCGAUACGUUUGAAACCCAAGGCUCCGCUUGGGAGGAGAAAGUCGAGAGACUCGAGUCCGACAAUGGCAGACUCCGCAAGAGACUGCAUGAUUACCGAGAAUACUUGAACGUGGCGGUCCAGGAACACCAGAGCCUUUACAGGCUUACACAGCAUCGCUGCGAAGAAGCGGUGGUCGACAUGCGCGAGAAUGGCAAGAACACCAAAGUAACGACCGAAGAGGCGUGCAAGAAAGCUGAGGGAGUGCAGACGCGACUGAUGAAUACAGUCAGAUCUGUCAGCGAUCAAGCCAAGGCUGAGGUCCUUGCGAAGGAUAUCAUCAUCGAGCAAUUCAGAGAGCAGCUUCAGGGGAGGGAGGCGGACCUCGAGCGCGAGCGAGAGCGCGGGCAGGACUCCCAACGGAUUGAAGAGCUCGCGGACUCGAUACAACGAGAUUUCAAUAUACAAGUCUCCAGCCUGAUGAGCAAGCUAGAGCCGCAAAUGGCCGGUUUCGUCAGGGAUGUUCAGCAGCGCAACAGUGAAGACAUUUCUAGACUCGAGGCUAUACUCCUGGAUGUGAGCAGCAGGCGCUCGCUCGAUGUCUCUGAGGCAGAUAGCUUGUCUGAUCUGGUGCAACUGGCCCAAAAGUCAUUACCAGUGUAG
This is a messenger RNA of Gaeumannomyces tritici R3-111a-1, 750 nucleotides long. RefSeq lists its product as hypothetical. Lineage: Eukaryota; Fungi; Ascomycota; Sordariomycetes; Magnaporthales; Magnaporthaceae. The record is from RefSeq and is a predicted model, not a curated record. Bases 1 to 750 code for a protein of 249 amino acids. The transcript has 4 exons.